UCUUGGGAGUCGCCAAGUAUGGGCGAGAUCCACGUUUAGAUAUAUCUUCCUGUUAACCAAAAUUCUGGUAGAGCGAGGUAUCAUGUCUCAUGGAAUUGGAAAUUGCUUGUUGUGAUAGACAGGAAUUACGACGUAAACAUGAAUGGAAAGGACAAAAAGCGAGGAACUACAAAGUUCGGGGAUCAGAUGAAAAUCUUGAUUGAUUCGCUGGCAAAUCAAGAUAAAUCGCGAGCAAAAUGUGUCAGGAAAUUAUUUCGUGGCGUGACACGGAACUCGGACCCCGAAGAUGCCGAAGCUGUGCAGUUGCUUUUGGGGAGAGAUCACGAAUGGAGGAUACAUCAGGUUAAAGUUAUGAAGGCUGUGUCAAAAAUUAUCCGCCUCAUGAUGAUAACAGAGGGGACGACGUUCAGUGAGAUGGAAUGGACCGAGUUGGUUGAGCUUCUUAUCAGCUGUCGUCUUUUUGAUGUUGUCAACCUUCUUUUGCGCAUCAAGAUUCCACAGUCUGUGACCGAGGACGAUGCUGGCAGCAGCUUCGGAGACUCCUGGGAGUCUGUAUACUUCCACAGCCUGGAGAUCACCAGUAACAUCAUAUCCAGUGGUUACAUCUGCCAUACAGAAAGCAUCACCAAACCAUUCUUAGAUGAAGUUGUCAAGCACAGGUCAUUCUUGGAUGUCAUCAUCACAUUUGCCAUGGAUACAUCUCGGCCAAUAAUGACCUGCCACGCCCUACAAAUUCUUGCAUUCUGUUGCAACAAAUAUAUCCCAACCGCUAAGAAAGUCGGCAGGAAGAAAGAAUUGUUUCCGAGACUCUGCGAGUACGUCCAUAAGAACUUUGCUACGAAGUUGAUAUCGGACUGGUUCAAGGGAGGGGUAGAGCAGUAUGAGUUUGAUAUGAUGGGGGACAGGCCUCAGGUUCUUAUACCUGUAUACUUCCAGGAAGCCUUCAAGGAGCAUUCCGUGGAGGAGAUGACUAAGGACGAACAGAGACAGAGCGUCAUGACGUUUGCUUACAGUAUGCAUCUCUAUAGUCUCAAGCUUAUGGCCAUAUUGAGUAUUGCAGAUGACACUUCAAGGGAAACUGUAGUUAAAGAUCCUUCUUUACUCAAGCCUUGUAUCCGUUGGUUAGAAUCACCUGUCACAAGCAAGUUUUCAUCGGCUGCACUCAACGAGACCCUGCUCAUGCUCACUGGGUUAUGUAACAGUGAGGCUAUCUGUCACAAACUUAUCUCUACGCACAACCUUAUUCAACUCAUGGAAAGAGCAGUGUAUUAUGGAACCUUUGAACAUGUCAGCAAUAUUUUUCAUCUCACAACAAAAAUCGCAUCCCACGAAGGCAUGCUCCGAUCCAAAAUUGGCGCAGUCGAGAGCAUUGCCCGUUCAGCGACAGUACAUAUGUACAGUCACGUUCAUGAGCUACGUCUCUAUGUGCUAACCUAUCUUACAUACAUCGUAGAGACCGAAGGCGUUCAUCACAUGAUCAAAUACUUUGGUCCUCAUCACAUUCACCACUACCCAUCAUACUACUUCAAUGAAGCAAGACAAAUAGACAUGAAUGUUACAGACCUUUUGAAGGGUUACAAAUACUAUGCCGAAAGUGCAUACCUCCAUGCGGAAAGUCAGUUUAGGGAAUGGAAGAAAACACACAUCGGACUAGACCAAGAAAAAGCUGAAAGGUUCAAACUAGAGGGGAACAAGGCAUUUGUAGACAAUGAUUACAGAUUAGCCAUAUCUAAAUACACUGAUGCCCUUGUUAUUUGUCCACCCCUCAGGAAAGAGAAACAACUAAAAUCAUGGUAUGACUUACCCAUCACCCUGUACUGUAACCGAGCUCAAUGUCAUCUUAGUGUCAAGCAAUACAACCAAGCUAUCAGAGACUGUGAUAAAGCCAUAGCGAGGUGCAUUGGAGCGGCAGACCCUACCAACCGAAUUGGCAACGUUAGGAACAACACAUUAAUGCGGAAAGCCCUUUACCGUCGUUCCAGGGGACUAUUCUUCAUAAAAGAUUAUCAUCGAGCUCUGUGUGACAUCACACUUUGUCUUAUUGGGGAUGAAAAAGCAGAAUAUUUCAUAUCACACAAAGAUAAGGUAUUGCUUCAAUACCGUGAUAUGCAUGGUUUGGAACCAAUCCCAUCUUGUGACAUGUGUGGUUUGGGGAUAGGCAAGAAGCUAAAGCGUUGUGCCAGGUGCACAGGACUCUAUUGCUCCAGGGACUGUCAACUUAAAGCAUGGGAUAAAUUUCACAAGGUUAAUUGCCAAGAGUUUGUGAAAACUAGGAUUGAAAGCUCCGAGAGUGAUUAGUUGUAGGCCCACGUGUAGUGUUUUGUGUAAGGAACUGCUUCGAAGAUGGGAAACUUCAAGUAUGGAACUAUUAGAAGGCAGGUGAUCAUCCAAGACAAGGUGCACAAAUCUGAAAAUUGCAAGGAGCUAUCAUUGAGCCAAAGUAGGCGGAACUAUAAUGUUAUAGCGGUCUUGAAGAGAACAACCAUUCAGAGGAAAUGUCAACUGUCUGAUAACACUAGAAUCUGUGUUAAAAAAAUAAAAAAAAACUUUGUCCAAAGUUGGCAGAACUAAGUCGCCAUUUUGAACUUUCAUAGCAAACAAAACCACUGCACUUCACUACAGUUGAAAUGGUGUUCUUCAGAUCGGGUUGAAUUUCCAUCCAAACCAAAUUGAUCUGCAUGAUAUCAUUCUGCUGAAACACUGAAUUCUUCAUAAACAAAAGCUUUAUCCAAAGCAGGGAGAACUCCAAUGUACUGCAACCGAAGAUUAUUGAGAUGGCCUUUAGAGGGUCAGGUUGAAAUUUCAUCUUCACCAAACUGAUCUACACAAGAUGACUCUGGUAACUUUUUAAAACUCAAGUUUUGUCCACAGCAGACAAAACCCUAAGGUACUUUAUUCAAAGUUUGGAGAUCAUCAUACAAGGUCAGCUUUUUAAUCCGAACACUAGUGAUGUACAUGAGAUCACUCUGGUAAUGCUGAACUUUGUCCAAAGCAAAGAGAACUCUGAGGUACUGCAACUGACAGUAGGAAAUGAUCCCCAGAAGGCUUGCUUGAAUUUUCAUCCAAACUAAACUUAUCAACAUAGGAUUACUCUGGUAACACUGAAAUAUUUAUGAAACCAAACUGUCCAUACCAGACAAAUUUCCAGAAACUUCAAAGGUCUGGUUCAAUUUUCAUCCAACCAAGCGGAAGCUUGGCAACAUUACUCUGGCAAGCAGAAGUGUCUAUGAAACCAAACUUUGUCCAUAGCAGACAAAACUCAAAGGAACUUCGAAGGUGUGCUUGAAUUUUCAUCCAAACCAAAAUGAAUGGACAUGAGAUCACUCUGGCAACGAAGGAGUGUUUUUGAAACCAAACUUUGUCUAUAGCAGACAAAACUCCGAAACUUCUCAUCCAAACCAAAAUGAAUCGACAUGAGAUCACUCUGGCAAUGCAGGAGUGUUUAUGAAACCAAACUUUGUCCAUAGCAGACAAAACUCAAGCGAUCUUCACAUUCAGGUUUGGAGAUGGUCUUUAGAAGGUCUUGUUGAAUCUUCAUCCAAACCAAAUAGAAUGUACAUGAGAUUACUCUGGUAACUCAUCUGGGAAAAUAGUAACAUUGCCGGGCCAACCGAAGAUAAAAUAUUUCCACUACACUUUUGAAAGAAAUGCCCCAUGUAUUUGUUUUUUAUCCCUUCCAGAUGAAAAUUUACCCAAUGAAUUUUCAUAGAUAUGGUAUCUGAUUGGUCAUCUUAAUCAAGGCCAGAGCCAUGUCUUGAAAACUGGUAGACAAAUCAUUGCUCACAUUGUUGAAUAUUAUCAGUGCCAUUAUCUGUAAAGUACUAACAGAUAUGUUGAAUGUUGCAGGCCAAUGAAGCAUCUCAAUCAUUUUAAUCUUGUUAGUUUACAUUUACAAUGAGCAAACAUUUAUUUUAUUUUGAUUAUUGAAUGUUAAGUGCAGAGUAUUCUUUCUACUGGGUUUAUCAAUUGGUGAAUGCUGGCACACUUUGUAUGUUUAAAUAUCAAGUAUUUUGAGCCCUCUUUGCCACUUCAUUAUUCAGUUACUCAUCAAACCAAGCGUAACUGUAUCAGUUUCAUGAAUCACCUACUGUGUUUGUAAAUGAUUAAUUGUAAUUCGUUGUCAUUAUAUAAUUUGUCUUCAAAGGAAUUUUGUUUGAAUUUGUUGUAAUGUGGUACAUUGAUAUGGAAUAUUUGCUCUUGGAUGGGCACUUUAUCAAAAGUGAGAGCUAAGUCUUUCCUGCUGGAAUCCUGAAGCACCUGUUCAUUAUGUGAAUCCUCUCAUUUUUACCAGAGACAAAACAUUAGGAAUGACUGUUAGAGUUACUUGCCGCCCUUUCACACGGUACCAAAAUCAUAAUUUGAAUGAUGAUUCCAGUGAAAAAAUAAUUCUAAUGACGAAUCUUUAGCAUGUGUGAAACAAAACUAGAAUCACGAACGCUUAUCACAAUCACAAAUUCAAAUUCUACUCCGAAGUUGAAUUCUAGUUAAGUUUCACUCAAAUGAUGGUACGAUUUUUACAUCUGAAGGGGUUGACCUCCAAAUCAUCUUUUGGGGGGCGGAGCUCACGUGACCUUUCAAGCACUUCCAUUGAUGAUACAAUUGUCAUACACUCAUUGUAGUUUGUAUUUGCGAUGCAGUGCUUUGAUUGACAAGUCACCAAGGACACAAUACCGCCUUCGCUCAGGAAUUCCAAGUCAAAUCACAGUUUUCGAGUGAACGUGUGAAUGGUACGAUGAUUCUAAAGACACAUUGCAAUGAUCAUUACAAUGAUGAUUCAAGAUUCUUGUGUGAAAAUGCCCUUAAUAGUCUUUUUGUCUUUUUAAUUGGGAUUCAUGCUAUUACUUUUGGUAAGGUGCCUUUUAGGAGAUUUUUUGAAAUUAGUCAUACUUUUUUGUGUGAUCCUUACAAAUUUAUUAUUUAUGUUAUGGUUGUACAUGUAUGUAUUGUUUUCACACGACCUGCAUUGAUUUCUCAUAAUUAUGUUUUGUUAUUUUGUUUGAUUUGACUUUGAUCUUCCAUUUUUUAUUAGGGCCAUUCCAUUACAUAGGCGGAUCCAGGGGGGGACGAUGGGGUCUGGGCCUCCCCUAUUGGAGGAGCAAAAAAGAAAGAAACAAAGGGGGAAAGAAAGAAAAAGAAAUGAAGGGAAACAUGAGAGGAGGAAGACGAGUGAAUAAAAUAGAUUAGGGGAAGACUUGGAAAAUAAUAAAAAAAUCUUUCGUGUCACUAUACUAGUAUACAAUUUUUGCUCUCAUUGCCUUUCAAGUGAUUUACAUAUCUUGCUACAAAGUAAAUAUGGAGCCUAAAAUAUCAAGUUUUGAGGUCAAUAUACAAAACAUUUCAGCUCGGAAUUCGAACUUCCAUUAUUUUGUUUGAUUUACAAAUUGAUUUUUAAAAUGUGCUCUGUAAUUUUUUUUUUUAUAUACACGAUCACAAACAGUGUUUAGAAUUUCCAUUCUGCAGGUAGAAAUGUCAAAAAUUUCAGCUUGCGCUUUGCGCUCGCAUCAUUUGAUGGUUGAAAUAUGUAAAAUCUUAAAAACACAGCUAACUUCAAGCAGCCGUUAACUGAUCCCUUUUUUAUCAGAUCAAAACGUAUAUUGAAAAUGUCUGCUCGCCCUCACAGUAAUUAUUUAGUUGGAUACACAUCUUGUUUAGAAUGUUUAAAUUUUAGGACAAAAUACAUGAAAUAGCUCGCGCUUCGUGCUCGAACUUAUGGCUUAUGAGAUUAUUAUAUAUUUAUGUUGAUUUAUAAGAAUAAAGCUGAAAAGUGACUUUUAGGACUACCCCUUCAAAGAAACGAACAAAAAUCAACUUCGAGCGGCCGAUCAGGGGAAAUGUGGCUGAAAAAUAUUCUGAGCCCCCCCCCCCCC
Molecule: messenger RNA, 5867 nt
Organism: Lytechinus pictus (painted urchin)
Lineage: Eukaryota; Metazoa; Echinodermata; Echinoidea; Temnopleuroida; Toxopneustidae
Exons: 14
Coding region: 139-2298 (719 amino acids)
Molecular function (GO): protein binding
Source: RefSeq, a predicted model, not a curated record